AUGGGUGGUUGGCUCGCCCCGAAACAGGUUAAACAGGCCUGUUCUGUGCGUGUUGAGAGCAGAGUAGCUCAGCGCACCACCAUCCCUUCGUUUCAGCGUGACGAUCCAGGUCACAAAGUCCUCCGCGACCAGAGUAUCAAAGAUGAGGGGAUCGACGCGUAG
Messenger RNA from Phytophthora nicotianae INRA-310, 162 nucleotides. RefSeq lists its product as hypothetical. The transcript has 2 exons. The coding region runs from base 1 to 162 and encodes 53 amino acids. The record is from RefSeq and is a predicted model, not a curated record. Lineage: Eukaryota; Oomycota; Peronosporomycetes; Peronosporales; Peronosporaceae.